AGCCUAAGAACACUCCAAUCCAAAGUCUUACAGUUCUCUCACCGUUGAAACAAAAAAACGAGCAUUUAAUACUCUUUACCAAUAUAGUUGGCGAUUUUUAUUUAUUUAUUAUAAAUUGAGUUUUCGCAAUUCACAUCUGAAAUUUAUUAUAGUCCUUCAUCAGCCUCUCGCUUGCCUCUUCCCUUACCUACUCUUUUUUUUUUCUUCUUUUACUUUUGUUUUAUUAGGACCCCCCAAAAAAAGGGUUGAUUACAGACUGUUUUCAAGCAUAGGAUGCUGUUCUACUUCAUUGCCAUAUCGUUUUCUUGAUUUUUCUUCCUGUUACAAUCUAAUUUCCUCAAAAGAUUUCUGGGUUUUUUGGCCAAGGCGAUUCUAGACAAUGGGUAAUCGUUUUAUUUGUAUGUCAAAGAAGGAAACCAAAGAUAAUGGAUCCAGAAGUAAGCGAGUGAAUCGUUCGCAGAGGAAAUUGCUGGCUGAUGAAGAGUUCUUGCACAAGCAAGCCCUUUCCAUGGCUCUUCAUCAGCACCAAUUGUCUCAGAGGUUUGAUGGGUCGAUGUCAAGGAGGAUUGGGUCUACGAGCUCUCGGAGGCACAAUCUCUCAGAAUCAGUAACAAAUGGGAAACUGGCACCUGAAAUUCUUGAGAAUCUCAAAGCGAAGAAAUUUGUUUUGAUACAUGGAGAAGGAUUUGGAGCAUGGUGUUGGUACAAAACAAUUUCUCUGUUGGAAGAAACAGGAUUAGUUCCCACUGCAUUUGAUCUCACGGGGUCUGGAAUCGAACUAACAGAUACUAAUGCUGUUUGCUCGCUGGCAGAGUACUCAAAACCAUUGAUUAAUUUUCUACAAAACCUUCCUGAGGAUGAAAAGGUUAUUUUGGUUGGUCACAGUAGUGGAGGUGCCUGUGUUUCUUAUGCAAUGGAGCAUUUCCCACAAAAGAUCUCGAAAGCAAUUUUCCUCUGUGCAACAAUGGUAUCCAAUGGCCAGCGACCGUUUGAUGUGUUUGCAGAAGAGCUUGGCUCUGCGGAACAAUUCAUGGAAGGAUCAAAGUUUUUGAUUCAUGGGAAUGGAAAAGAUAAACCUCCAACAGGAUUCAUGUUUGAGAAAGAGCAGAUGAAAGGAUUGUAUUUCAAUCAUUCGCCAACAAAGGACAUUGCCUUGGCCAUGGUUUCAAUGAGACCUGUCCCGCUAGGCCCCAUCAUGGAGAAACUGUCAUUAUCCUCCGAAAAUUAUGGGAAGGGUCGGCGGUUCUUUAUCCAGACAUUGGAUGAUCAUGCUCUUUCUCCAGACAUCCAAGAGAAGCUAGUGAGGGAAAAUCCACCAGAGGGUGUAUUCAAGAUAAAAACCAGUGACCAUUGCCCAUUUUUCUCAAAGCCACAAGCAUUGCACAAAAUUUUGGUGGAAAUUGCUCAGCUUCCAUAGUCCAAAUUAAGAAUGCUUUUUUAUUUAUCUUUUUUCUUCACCAUUUAUAGAACACCAAAGAUAGUUGGGGUUAUUGAAAGUAAGGCCAGGGUUGUACGUAAGAACAUGGUGUCCCAGGUGUGUGUAGUCAAAUUGAUUUUCUUUGAAGACAGUGCAAGUAUCACACUCGAUGUGGUUCCUCAGAGGUUGUAGAAAUGAAGUUUGGUGUAAAUUUCAUCUAAAUAGAACCCCGUAGACAACUAGUUUAUCGUUCAAUAAAGAUUUAUUGAUCACGGAAA
Messenger RNA from Humulus lupulus (European hop), 1695 nucleotides. RefSeq names its product putative methylesterase 12, chloroplastic. Gene Ontology annotation, biological process: salicylic acid metabolic process; jasmonic acid metabolic process. The transcript is spliced from 5 exons. Gene Ontology annotation, molecular function: methyl jasmonate esterase activity; methyl salicylate esterase activity; methyl indole-3-acetate esterase activity. The coding region runs from base 380 to 1417 and encodes 345 amino acids. The record is from RefSeq and is a predicted model, not a curated record. NCBI's taxonomy places the organism in Eukaryota, Viridiplantae, Streptophyta, Magnoliopsida, Rosales, Cannabaceae.